Molecule: messenger RNA, 484 nt
Organism: Closterium sp. NIES-65
Lineage: Eukaryota; Viridiplantae; Streptophyta; Zygnematophyceae; Desmidiales; Closteriaceae
Source: the annotation of a GenBank genome assembly
AUGGAGCACCGCGGUCGCUCCGCCCUCCGCCGCCUCGCCGCACUAACUCUCGCCGCCGGCCUCGUCGCGUUAGCCGUGCUCGUCGCGCCGACCACCGCCAGCAACGCGUACUUCCCGCCCUACCCCUUCGCGCCCAGCAACACGGGCAUCUAUGUCUUCAGCGCGGGGGGGCCUGAGAGGAUAACCGACGACAAGGUCCUCACAUACGAUGACGCCCUGUGCGCGAGCGUGCCGCAAGGAGGGAAUCGCUUCGCCAAGGGCGCUGUCGUGAAGGUGCGGUGGGACACGAUCGGGUUCAAAGAGUACUCGUGCGCUCGACUCACCUUCCACCGCACCCCACGAUGCGGGGGCCCGCCCUACUUGGCGCUCGUGCGCCCCGACAGGCAAGGCGCCCCGAUGAGCAGCAGCGAUCGGCGCGCCAUGCUCACACGCAGGGCGUUCAUUCCCUCCCAAGUGCCCAAGUCGGUCAAAUGCGAGCUCAAAU